Molecule: messenger RNA, 1752 nt
Organism: Cucumis melo (muskmelon)
Lineage: Eukaryota; Viridiplantae; Streptophyta; Magnoliopsida; Cucurbitales; Cucurbitaceae
Product: probable transcription factor KAN2
Exons: 6
Coding region: 299-1495 (398 amino acids)
Biological process (GO): regulation of DNA-templated transcription; abaxial cell fate specification
Cellular component (GO): nucleus
Molecular function (GO): transcription cis-regulatory region binding
Source: RefSeq, a predicted model, not a curated record
UUCAUCACUUCAUACCUAUUCUCUCAUUUUUCUUCUCUCUCUCUCUCUCUUUCUCUCCCCCCUUUCUCUCUCCUUUUUUCUUCAAAAUCCCAAAUACAAGAGUGAAGAACAACAACAACCCACAAAUCUACUCUCAUUUCUCUUCAAAACCCAUAUUUUCAUUUCUUCAACAAGUCUCUACAUCUUGAGAAAAAUACACAACAAAACCAGAGGGAAUAAGGACACAAGAAGAAGAAUUUUGGGUGUGUGGAGGGGUUUUUUGUUUUUCAUUUUUUUUUUUUUUUUUUUGGAAAAAGAUAUGGAGUUGUUUCCUGCUCAACCAGAUUUGUCACUACAAAUUAGCCCUCCAAAUACUAAUAAACCCUCUUCAUCUUGGAGAUCAAGGACGAGUAGCUCUUCUUCUUCACAAGAAGAUGUUGAUUUGGAGUUUUGGAAUAAUAAAUCCACUCCUAAACAUCAUCUUCAUCAUCUUCAUCCUCACUCUUGUUUUGAUCUCUCUCUUUCAAAUUUAACUCAAAUUAACCAUCAUCAAUACCCUAAUGUUUCUCCUUCUCCAACUCCUAAUCAUCAUCAUCUUCUUCAUCAUCAUCAUCAUCAUCGUUAUCCCGUCCUCGAAUCCCCCGCUCACCUUUUUGAAACCCUAAACAAAACCCACAACCGACCUACGGCCAUCUUCCACCACAAUACGCAGCCCCCGUCGUCAUCGCUAGACCCGACACCGACCCCGUUUCCAGGGCAAAUAAAUGGUCAAGACUUGGGAUUUUUGCGACCCAUUAGAGGAAUUCCGGUGUACCAUCAGACGAAUAAUCCCUCCGUCGGUACCGGCAACGGCGGCGUUGUCACUCCCUCCGCCGCUAACCACGGCCAGAUUAUGAUGCGGUCGAGAUUCUUGUCUAGGUUUCCAGCCAAACGCAGCAUGAGAGCACCACGGAUGAGAUGGACUUCUACUCUUCAUGCUCGCUUUGUUCAUGCUGUUGAACUUCUUGGUGGCCAUGAAAGAGCGACGCCGAAGUCGGUUCUCGAGCUCAUGGAUGUCAAAGAUCUAACCUUAGCUCAUGUGAAAUCUCAUUUACAGAUGUACCGUACAGUGAAGACUACAGACAGAGCAGCAGCUUCUUCAGGCCAAUCAGAUUUAUAUGAAAAUGCUUCAUCUGGGGACACAAGCAAUAUUGAAGAUAUAAUAUUUGACAUUCAAAAACCAACCAUUGGAAGACAAAAUGAGAACUCAAUUCAACAAACCUCAAGGCAAAACCCUCACCAAGACAAGGAUUAUCAUGCCCUAUGGAGCAAUUCUUCAAGGGAAGCAUGGUUGCAUGGUUUGCCAAAUGAUUCUUCUAGGGACCUUUCUUCAUCGCUCGAGAACGAUAUCGAUCCAAAGAGCUCAAACAAAGAGAGGCUAUCAGAAAUAAGCUCAUCAACAGAUAUUAUUUGUGGUGUGACAAAUAAUAAUCCUCUGAAGCCUAAUUUAGAAUUCACGUUAGGAAGGCCAAUUUGAUGAACACAAAUUAUAUAGUUUGCUUAAGAAUUUUCUAAUCAUUUUGAGAAAUAUGAACAGAAAAAAAAUGAAAGUUGGGAAGUGAAAAGUUGGUCACUCAUAGGAAAAACAAAAGAAAAAGAAAUUGGUAAUUUUAAAGAAAAGAAUGACUAGGAGACAAGAAAGAUAGAAAGCAAGAAAAGAAAUUAAAAGCAAAGGUCCUAAUUCCUAUAUUACCAACCUUUGAGGCCCCAAAAAUCAUCUCUUAUUUUAUUUUA